Messenger RNA from Arabidopsis arenosa, 866 nucleotides. Lineage: Eukaryota; Viridiplantae; Streptophyta; Magnoliopsida; Brassicales; Brassicaceae. The record is from the annotation of a GenBank genome assembly.
GAUUGCUUUCAUCUUUGUUUGUGUAUUUUAUGUUUGAAGCAGAAAAUCAAAGACAAAAUGAACAAAGAUGUGAAAAAGAAAUAGAGGAUAUAAGAAAGGGAAGAGCUGGAAAUAUCACACCCAAUACCUCUCUUACUCAAUUCUCAGAGGAAGCACUUGAUGAACAGAAACACAGCGUCCGGAUCGCUGAUGAGAAAGUUGCACUGGCUAUGCAGGCAUAUGAUCUGGUGGAUAUGCAUGUUCAACAACUUGACCAGUAUAUGAAAAAAUCCGAGGAGAUCCGCAAAGAGAAAGAGGCUGCUGCUGCUGCAUUAGAACUGGAGAACAACGGGAAAGCCGGGAAUGCUGGUGAAGGUGGAAGAGGAGGGCGAAAGAAGACAAGGCUAGCAACAGCAGCGUCAACAGCAGCAGCAUCAACUGGGAUGACUUCAAGUAAUAUGGAUUUGGAUCUGCCUGUGGAUCCAAACGAACCAACUUACUGCAUCUGCAACCAAGUUAGCUAUGGCGAGAUGGUUGCGUGUGAUAACAAUGAGUGCAAGAUUGAGUGGUUCCAUUUCGGUUGCGUCGGUCUGAAAGAACAACCCAAGGGGAAAUGGUACUGCCCGGAUUGUGCUACAGUCAAAAAGAGCAGGAAAGGUCGAUGAUUUCAAUCUUCACGUCUGCUAUAAUCCAAACGUAUCUACUGUAAUCCAAACAGUUUAGUAUAUCAAACCAUGUAAGAUGUUGCCAUAUUAACUAUGGAUGGUAGAAAUCUUGUUUUGUUCUUAAGCUCUUUUGUUUGACAAAAUUAGUAAAUGACUCUGGGGUACUGAUACAUCUAUCAAUUCAGAAGCGAAGAAGCCAUUUAAUGAAGGUAAUCAUAACGA